Molecule: messenger RNA, 177 nt
Organism: Colletotrichum paranaense
Lineage: Eukaryota; Fungi; Ascomycota; Sordariomycetes; Glomerellales; Glomerellaceae
Exons: 1
Coding region: 1-177 (58 amino acids)
Source: RefSeq, a predicted model, not a curated record
AUGAGAUGUUAUGGCUACGAUUGUGGUGCGGUUCUGACGCGCCGAUGCGAGAGGUUGGGCGACCCAUGGCAUGAUACGCCCAGCGUAGCUUAUUACAGGGGAAGCCUAGCCAACCGGAGGAGCCUCUGCGCAGGAAGCUUUUCUUUGCAGGACAACCUCAAAUUACUCUUUAGGUAG